AUGAGUUUAAAAGUCAUCGAAACUUCAGAGCCAGAUGUGACUGAAAAUAGUUCAGAACAGCAGACUAGCGAAGAACGGGAGCACGCAACCAUUUCCGCCAACAAAAUAAAAUUGAAAUUUUCCAACAGCAAGUUUCCAAUAUUCUGGAUUGAUGGAUUUCCUAAAAAUUCCGUGAUACAAGCUGUGGUACUCUGCAACUGGGAUAAUAUUUAUGGACCCAAGGUUCGAAAUAUGUGGGUCAUCGAUGAUAUACCAACCAGAAAGAAUGUUUCUUUUAUUUCGUCUGCUGAUGUUGCUAAUGAAACCGAUAUGAUUUCAUCUGAAGAUCGCUGUUUGGAUUGGGAUACUUUGAGUUUUAUUGCGAGGCAGAUGUUGUGCAGUGAAAUCAUGAAGGAUCCAUGUGAUUCCUUCCUGGAAAAUAAAUUCUAUGACUCUCCUCAAAAAAAACUAGCACUUGCUGCAAUUGUGUUUGGUGCCAUGAGCCAAACUGAUAUGAGUAUACAUUCGUUAUGUGUCGUGCCUUCUUACAAUCGUUUGAAUGAAUUUCACAAAUGGAAAGAUGUCUGCUUUGAGUGGCUAACUAACUGUGUUCUUCAACUAAGGAUUACUUUGGCAACAAAUGCUACUGCCGGCUUCACAAUAAUAAAAAAGAACUUGAUAAGGCUGGUGCAUAUCAUGGAAAAGGAAGAGCAGGCAGGCAAUUUCACGGUCAAAGAAACAUUUUUAAAUCAUCUGAAUCACGUAAGAUCUGCUGAUAAACCGCCGACGAUGAUGAUGAGGAACAAAUCAAAAUCUCUAUCAAACACUCCAACACGAUAUCCAGCUGAGAGGCACACAACAUCAGAAACCACAAAUACUCGAGUCACAUCCCAGCAUAACAUGACAACAACAACAACAACAAAAACGACAUUAUCGUCAACAGUGGCAUCAUUUUUACCAACAUUAUCCACAGCAACUUCAACACAAUCAGCAGCAUCAACAUUAACCUCCGAACAAUUAUUCAAUACAACCAUCUCCAUGACCUCAGAUGCGUUGGCAUCAGUACAACUAUCAUCAACAUCACCCCAGCUAAAAUCAUCAUCAACAGUGAUGACGACAUCAACGACAACAACUCCAUCAUCAUCUACAACACCAAAAACAAAUCGUUCAACUUCAACAGUACCAUUUGGAAAGAUAUUGAUAUCAGAUCUGGAGUUCUUUCACAACAGCCUUGUAGCUCACUUGUCUCAAUGUCAUAACAGUGUUGUGAUAGGAACUGAUGUAGAUAGGGUUAACGAGAUGAUAAAAGCCUUGGCUCUUUUCACACUGCCACACGAUGCCCACAGAUGUAAACUUCUGCAGCCAGCAAUCAACAACAACAACAGUAGCAACAACAUCUCUACUCAAAAUCCAUGCACUGCACAGAAAACUUGUGACACAUAUCACGAAGAUCUGCUCGUUGACAUUGACUUUAUUGAUGUGUAUAAUGCUAGGCUGGACAAGCACAAAUUGCAAAAAGUCACGUCUGCCUAUGCCCCUGAACUUCGUGUUCAAGGUUUAUUGAAGUCAGAUGUAAACAUUCAUCUGUUGUUGGACAAUGUGAUGUUCAGUAUGAGGCCAACUGCUCUUAUUGAUGUUGAUACCAAAGAGGUGAUGUUGAUUUGUUGGACUGAGCAAUAUGAUGAUAUGAGGCACAAGUUCAUCACAAACAAUCUUCACAAGCUUUGGAAUGAAUGUCCACCCGAACAGUUACAGAUGAGAGACGUCUUCAAAUCAGUGAAGGUCAGCAAGUCUCUUGUCCAUCCAUUUUUGCAAGAAUUGUGCACACUUCCAUGUCACCUGGUAAGACCUCGAGUGAACAACUUCAUGAAACAACUGCAUCGGCGAGCUCUCGCCUUCGUUCAAUAUGUCGAGAGUAGAAGGAAAGCUGGAAGUGGCGUGCAGAGUAGCGCAGUGGAUGGAGUAUCUUUGGUAACAUUGAGGGAACAUCUGGGAUUGAACCUGGAUUGGGAUUAUCACGUGAUUUCCUCAUUUGCCGAAAUCGUUCAUCAAGCAAAAUGUGAAAGAUUUACUUUUAAUGCAGUUGGUCAAGUGGUCAAUCUUUCAUUUUUGUCAAUAUGUGAUUUUAUUUAA
Helobdella robusta is the source of this 2112-nucleotide messenger RNA. RefSeq lists its product as hypothetical. Gene Ontology annotation, molecular function: guanyl-nucleotide exchange factor activity. Bases 1 to 2112 code for a protein of 703 amino acids. The record is from RefSeq and is a predicted model, not a curated record. NCBI's taxonomy places the organism in Eukaryota, Metazoa, Annelida, Clitellata, Rhynchobdellida, Glossiphoniidae. The transcript is spliced from 10 exons. Gene Ontology annotation, biological process: endocytosis; autophagy. Gene Ontology annotation, cellular component: autophagosome; endosome.